Messenger RNA from Linum tenue, 591 nucleotides. The record is from the annotation of a GenBank genome assembly. NCBI's taxonomy places the organism in Eukaryota, Viridiplantae, Streptophyta, Magnoliopsida, Malpighiales, Linaceae.
AUGUACGAGAACUUUGCCGAGCUCUAUGCCAUAAUCAAGGCUACGGAGAAGUUGGAGAAGGCUUAUGUUCGAGACAUCAUCAACUCAUCUGAUUAUGAGACCGAGUGCCAGAAGCUCAUUGCUCAUUUCAAGACCUUGGCUUCUGCUCUGAAGGACACUGUCCCCAGCAUUGAGCGGUUUGCUGACACUUACAAGAUGGACUGCCCGGCUGCUAUAAACCGCUUGGUGACUUCUGGGGUGCCUGCCACGGUCGAACACAGGGCUUCUGCUGCUGCCACCGCCACUACUUCGGCUGCAACAGUUGCGGAAUGUGUCCAGAAUUUCAUCACGGCUAUGGAUUCGUUGAAGUUGAAUAUGGUGGCCGUGGACCAGGUGCAUCCUCUGUUGUCAGAUCUCUCGGCUUCACUCAACAAGCUCAGCAUUUUGCCCCCUGACUUUGAAGGGAAGACCAAGAUGAGAGAGUGGAUUUCUAGGCUGUCCAAGAUGGGGGCUUCGGAUGAGUUGACAGAGCAGCAGUCUAGGCAACUUCACUUCGAUCUCGAGUCCUCGUACAAUUCGUUCAUGGCAGCUUUACCCAGCUCUGGUACUUGA